ACGGCGGCGGCGGGGGAUGUGCCAAAAGGCAAGCCCGACCCCAACUUACGACAGUACACACACACAACGUUUAAACUCCGUCCAAUUUGAGAGUAAAUUGCAUACAGGCAGAUUUCUUCAUUGUAUCCGCGCCACGUCCACGACGACGGCAUUUGUUAAAAGCUGUCAAACCUUUUGCACAUUGUUCCAAUUCCCGCGGUAGCGUUCUGCGUUUGCGCCAAUCCAAGUUCUUCCUAAAGGGGUAUGGACGUAUCUCCUGUCUUGUCCAAUUAGUUUGUUUUUCCCUGCAUAUUAGUUUUGUCUGCUCGGUAUUUCGGCUGGCUGGCGGUGCACCGACCACAAACUGCAAUUCGUGAAGGGUCAAGAGGCAAACAAGAUCUCAUAAAGUCGCUUUUAGCUUGCCCGCAACGUUUUCAGGGGGGAGUAUCAUUCGAUCGUCACCAAGAGAUAAAAAUACCCUUUUACACGCGACACAACCGACGGUGGUGGUAAGUUGCGGCUAUCUUAGAUCUUUGACCAGGAAUUGCUGCUCCUGUGGGCGUUUUGGAGUAGGAGAAAGAGAUUUGCUACGUUUUCCCCCUGAAGGCAGUGAACAGAAGACAAGCUCAGCGCUAUACAGCAACUCCCCUCUCUUGCAUCGCCCUCGUCUAGAAAACUGUCACCCGCAUCCCUUUAAUAUAACAACAAGCGGAUAGCGGUGGUCACUCAUUUCCGGGCUUGGUCGAUCAGUUAUCAUUGCCGAAUCUACCGAAAUUGCGACCACAGCAAACAAGUGUCAGUGAGCACAAAAAUAUAUAGUCAUAUGUCUAUUUCGAAAAUGACGGCCAAGCAGCACCUAGCAUUCCAUCUGCACGGUCGGGUUUCUCAUACGUCAUAUAUUCUUUCAACGUCAGAAAAGCCCAACAUCUUGUCUGAGAUCCUGUCACCUUCCCUUCGCACGGCGCUUUUCACGACGUCUACCAAACUAGAUAAUUCCGCGUCGGCAUCGUCAUCUGCACCAUCAUCAUCGCCCUGGUACUCUCCACCCAGGAGAACCUGGCUAAGCUCCGACAUGAUCUACCACAAGCGAUCAUCGGUUACAAGGUCGCGGAUGUCGGAAGGUCCCAAGACGGUCGCCAAACGACGAUCGAGGUCGUUGACCGUCUGGAAAGAAGGUGAAAAUGGCAAGCAAACGACCGAUGGCGAGAUUCGCAGUAGGCGAUCCAGAAGCGCAAGUCCAGUUGUCGGCAGGAAGGAAUGGAAAAGUGUUCCAAAAAAGCGGGACAUGCGAAGCGAGUACGCCAACGCGAACCCAAAGCGCAAAUCAACCUCCAAGAUCCACCCGCAAUCCAGUCCUUUGCCGACCGAAAGCCCAAAUGUGCUGCCAGCCAACCUUCCGCAAAUCCAGCCAUGUUUCCCAUUACCUGCCCGGCUGCCCGCUCACAUCGAACAACAAUUAUAUCUUCUUUCGUAUACAAAGCUUCUCUCCCCUCGACGCCCCGCACAUUCCCGCACGACCAUCCAAAAUCUAAUGCUAUACAUCCAAUCCGUGCAUCCGGGAGUCGAAACUCUCUCCCACCUCCCCCCAUCCCCGACACUCCCAGCUCAUUCAACUCAAGCCCCAUGGUCCAUCAACACGCCAACCAAACGCCCAUCGUUCUCCGCAAGAAAAUCCAAUCGCCGUCGGUUAGCAAAACUUGCGGCGGGCACGACUGUUGGACCAGGUCCUUCCCCGCUGCGUUAUAGCUUCUCGCCCGAUUCCGCAUACACCCAUCACAUUCAGAGUUUGACCCGCGCUGCGGCUGUUGCUGCCACACAAGCGGUGUACCACAAAAAGCAACACGAUAUCGCCAUCGAGGUCCCGGUGACUGCAAUGGUACCAGUCAAACACAAGAAAGAUACCCCGACGAAACGGUUCUUGGGAUUACUCAAGAAAUUCCUCAAAGUCGACUCGGAGCGAGCAAGGAGGCGGGAAUCCGCUUUUUACGCUGGUGCCGGAAAGUUUCCCGCUCGCUCUUGCGUCUCUUGUGACAAUGACGGUGUAGUUGAGAUUGACUUUGGGAAAGGACCCAAGGGAGGUGUACAUGUUUUAAUUGCUUAAUGGACGCUUUUUGUUUUGUUCAAAGGCGUUUUGGUUUUCUACCCUAUGUACCAGGAUGUUUUGUAUGUCUGUACUUUUGUCCGCUUUGUUCCUUACUUUCUUUGAUAUUUGUAACUGCGUGGUAUACUGUAAGGGCUGUAGUAGUUGGACGUUACUGGUUUAGGUUUAAGGAUUAAGGAUUUCUAGUAUGUACGCUUUAACGGGUGUAAAUAUUCAAAAAAAAAAAAAAGAAGAAGGUAGUUUUUUUAUGUUUCCUGCAGGACGGGGG
Messenger RNA from Spizellomyces punctatus DAOM BR117, 2348 nucleotides. RefSeq lists its product as uncharacterized. The transcript has 3 exons. NCBI's taxonomy places the organism in Eukaryota, Fungi, Chytridiomycota, Chytridiomycetes, Spizellomycetales, Spizellomycetaceae. The record is from RefSeq and is a predicted model, not a curated record. Bases 803 to 2080 code for a protein of 425 amino acids.